Molecule: messenger RNA, 813 nt
Organism: Giardia duodenalis
Lineage: Eukaryota; Fornicata; Diplomonadida; Hexamitidae
Exons: 1
Coding region: 1-813 (270 amino acids)
Biological process (GO): regulation of cilium movement
Source: RefSeq, a predicted model, not a curated record
AUGUUGAUCAAUGUGGCUCCUACCGACACAAAGCUCGCAUUCUACUUCGAAUGCGACAAGGCCGAAAGCACAGAGGAUGUAAACAACCGAGGAAUCCGCCUCCUGAAUAGUCUGAUCUUUUUGUCAUCCUUGGUUGAUCCCCUGGAGGAUCUAGCGAAGCACGGACCCCUGCGGGCUCCUGAGUACAAAGCAUUGACAGGCCAGCAGGAAGGUGAAGAGCCCCUUGGCCCAAGCGUCGAUGCCUACAACCUGCGAACGGGUCAUGCUCCUGACGAAACGGGCAAGAAGACCCUGACGGAUGUCGCGGCUGAAAUACGUCGAGUUUGUUAUACACUACCAUCCCAGCGAAACCCUGUGACAGAGGAAGUUGUCAAAGAGGCGAUCGCCAUAGCAAAGGGGGCACUGAUGAUGGUCUGGCCAAUGGGUCUUCCCGACUACGAUCCAGCCAAAGAGCUUCUGGAUGCAGAGGAGGACAUCCUAGAAGGAAAGGUAGAGCCCCAGAAGUAUUAUAGCACGGAGACUAGCUGCCUUUUCUUUGCAGGGUCUUCUUUGUGCUCUAAGGGGCCUGCUAUGAGUAGCAUCAAGUGCGGAGCAAAUGCAGUGCUAAAGGUCAUACCAAGUCGAUCAAACACAGUUGUGCCGCGCAAAGCAGAUGAUGAGGCACGUGCAGCUAUGAUGAGCUACAUGUUUAAGCGCGAGAAAAGCCUCAAGGAAGCUGAGCUAAACACUACCGAGGAGGUAUAUACCCGAGAAUGGACAAACAAGAAUUCACUCCGCAACCAGCUGCAUGGACUUUCAGAGAUAAGACACUAG